UCUCCUCUUUUUCACGCUACUCUCUAUUCUCUAGUCGUGCGACAGCAGCAGUUGAAUUCGGUAUGGCUAAAGUCGCGCUCGUGUUCUUCCUUCUCGCCGCGGCCUUGGCCUGCGGUGACGCAGCCAAAAUCUUGGGCAUGUUCGCGUUCCCAUCGCAAAGCCACCACAUCCUCGGCAAGGCCCUGAUGAAGGAGCUGGCGGCCAGGGGUCAUCAGGUUACAAUGGUUUCGCCCUUCCCCUUCAAGACUCCGCCAAAGAAUUACAGGGACGUUACGCUGCACAACAUGUUGGCAUGGAAGCAAUCCGCAAUGAAGAAGAUCUCGAAUCCGAACAUCGGCUUAAUUCAGAAGCAGGCUAUCUUCCACGAGAGUCUCCCCGAUUUGACUCGCGCCUUCUUCGAGGAGAAGGAAUUGCAGCAGCUGCUUAAAUCUGGCGAGAAGUUCGAUCUGGCCAUCAACAUGAUGGGAUACACCGAGGCCGUCCUCGCCGUCGGUCACCUGUUGAACGCCACCAACAUUGGUUUCAGUAUCAUGGGUGGAAUGCCAAUCUUCAACUACCACACGGCCAUCCCGUCUCCACAUGCUUACGUCCCAGCCACUUUUUACUACUACAGCGAUAAAAUGACCUUUUUCGAACGUGUCAUCAACACCCUCUUCAGCAUCGGCUUCGAAAUGAUGAUCCACUUCAAGCAUUACCCGAACCAGAGAGCCGUUGUCAAAGAGUACUACCCUGAAUUGUGCUUGGACAAGAUCAUGAAGGACGUCGAUCUUCAUCUCAUCACCUCCCAUCACGCAACCGAAAGUCCCAGACCCCAUUUAACCAACACCAUCCAAAUCGGCGGAUUCCACCUGUACGAUCGCGAGGAACUUCCUGCCGACCUCAAACAGUUCAUGGACAAAUCCAAGCACGGCGUCAUCUUCUUCAGCCUCGGCUCGAACAUAAAGACCGCCGAACUUAAGGGCGACGUUAUGCAACAGUUCAUCAAAGCCUUCUCCAACUCCAAGUACGAUUUCCUGAUGAAGUACGAAAAGGACCUCCCGAAUCUCCCGAAGAACAUCAAGAUCAGCAGCUGGCUGCCGCAGAAGGCCAUCCUCGAACAUCCCAAAUGCAAAGUAUUCAUCACCCACGGUGGACUCGGCAGCAUCGCCGAAUCCAUCCACAACGGUGUACCGAUGAUCGCCAUCCCGUUCUUCGGAGACCAAAGGAAGAACGUCGCAGACAGCAUUGAUUUCGGUUACGCUCUCCAAUUGGAAAUCACCAACAUCACCGAGCGCAUCGUCACCGACGCUAUUAAGGAAGUCACCGAGAACCCGAGCUACUUGAAAGCAGCCAAAUUCCGUUCGGACAUAUACAGGAACCAAGAGAUGAACCCCAUGGACAAGGCCGUAUUCUGGGUGGAACACGUCAUCAAGCACGGCGGCGCUAAGCACAUGAAAUCGAUGGCCACCGAACUCAAAUGGUACCAGUACAUGCUUCUCGACGUAUUCGCCUUCUUGGGUGCCAUACUCUUGAUCGCUUUCGGUCUCAUCUACUUCACAUUAAAGAAAAUCGCCUGUUGCAUCUGCAAGAAGCAAUGUAAAAAGGCACCGACCAACUCCAAGAAGGUCAAGAAAAAUUAGAACCUAAUUACAUUUCGUUAUUUUUUUAUUAUACAAUUUUUAUUUGUGCGUUCGAUACAUCAUUAUAUUAAUUAUUGUUGAACUUAUAUAUAAUUAUUUAGUAUCAUUUGUCAUGCAAUUUGUACAACGAUAUUACGUUUUCAGACACACGAAUAAAUAGAACAAAUAAAUAGAAAUAAAUUAUA
This is a messenger RNA of Nicrophorus vespilloides, 1804 nucleotides long. RefSeq names its product UDP-glucuronosyltransferase 2A3-like. The coding region runs from base 63 to 1619 and encodes 518 amino acids. The record is from RefSeq and is a predicted model, not a curated record. Gene Ontology annotation, molecular function: UDP-glycosyltransferase activity. The transcript has a single exon. Lineage: Eukaryota; Metazoa; Arthropoda; Insecta; Coleoptera; Silphidae.